AGACAACAUGCAGCCUCAUGAGGAAAAACUGGAACAGAAGGCCUCAGAAACUGAACCAGCAAUGGCACUUCCAGUACUAAUAAAAGGCAGUACAGAUGGACCAGAAGACUGUGUACAUUUACAAAAAGAAGAACUACCAAAGGCCUCUGUAACAAAAGGCAAUGAUGUGUCUUUGUCUGCUGAAGACUCAAAAGAAAAUAUAAAUUAUAUUCAACAAAUUAACACAACUGUGACACAGCAGAAACAGUCUAAACAAAAAGACAGUGGACCAAGAAUGACCAAAAGAUUCCUGAAGGAUCACUGCAAACAGCAAAAGCUCUAUCUGACUCCUUAUCUGAAUGACACACUGUAUCUUCACUAUAAAGGCUUCAUUGCUAUUGAAAACCUGGAGGAAUAUACUGGACUGAAGUGUCUGUGGUUGGAAUGCAAUGGUCUUCAGAAAAUUGAGAACCUUGAGAACCAGUCCAAAAUGCGAUGUCUGUUUCUACAUCAAAAUUUGAUUCAGAAGCUGGAAAACCUUGAGCCGCUUAAAGAUCUGGAUACUCUUAAUGUCUGUAAUAAUUACAUACAGACAAUUGAAAAUCUAUCCUGUUUAACAAUCCUAAGCAGUCUCCAAAUGGCCCAUAACCAAUUGCAAACAAUAGAGGAUAUUUCACAUUUGAAGGAGUGCCCAAGCAUCAGCAUUCUUGAUCUUUCAUACAACAAACUGAACGAUCCCAAAAUAUUUGAAGUCCUUGAAGCUAUGCCAAAUCUGAGAGUCUUAAAUUUGAUGGGCAAUGAAGUAACGAAAAAGAUUGCAAAUUACAGGAGGACUGUGACAGUACGACUGAAGCACCUCACAUUUUUGGAUGACAGGCCAAUAUUUCCUAAGGACAGGGCCUGUGCCGAAGCCUGGGCCUCAGGGGGAUGGGAAGCCGAGAAAGAAGAGAGACAAAAAUGGGAGACAAGGGAGAGGAAAAAGAUUCAAGACAGCAUCGAUGCCCUGGCUGCUAUUCGGAAGAAAGCUGAGGAGAAAAGACAGCUUGAAGGAAAUCAGGAGGAUGCACAUCCAGUGGUCAGCAACCAUUGUGAUGAAGACAUAAAUGAUGUCCCAGAGAGCCCUGCUGAUGCUACGUCCCAAAACAAAAUUGCACGUUUUGUGAAUGAGACCAUGGAGGCCCAUGAGGAGUUUCUUGCACAAAUAGCAGAAGAGAAAAAUGUAAAAGCCCCUAAUAAAGAGGAGAAAGCUUCCAAAGAGUCUGACUCUAUUGUUAUCUUGGAUGAUCUUAGAAGAGAACCAACAGAAAAUAAUUCUGUAUUUGCUACUUCUGGUGCUUUGGUCACAGAACUUGACAAAACCGAAGCACUGGAGACCAUCAGGCUGGAUCCGCAGCCAACGAUUUGCCUUGAUGAUCUGCCAGAUUUGGAAGAGGUUGAUGAGAAUGAAUUUUUUGCUGAAGAGUUCUUCUCUUCAAAGAAUAGAGAAAAUGAGAUCACCGCAUUUAGAAAUGAAGAACUUCAAAGUGCUUGGACAAAGACUGAAAAGGAGUCGGGAAAGAGGCUGAUUGAAGAGAUACCAUCACCACAAGAGGAGCCAAAUCAGGUCUUGGACUCAGAAAUACCAGCCUUUAAAACAGAACUGGCUAUGAUGGAUACCCUAGAAAAAAGUGAAAUUACAAGUAACGCAGAGGCCCUCAUGGCAAAACCUUCAUCUCACAUCCAGUUGUGCGACGUUGCCGAUCUCUUGGAAACCCCAGGAGGAAGAGGAGAGCAUAAGGCGCAAGGCAGAUGUCUAAUAGAAGAGCUGGAUUAAAGGCCUUUCCUUUGUCAUCCAAUUUAUUAUAAACCAGAUGUUUAAAUUUGGUUUCUGACAAUUUAUUGGCAUACUUCUUAAGAAAAAUUACCAUUGAUGUCUAUUUCCUGCCUUUGAAUAAGUGCUAUUAAUAAAACCGAACCAAAACAGUAUAGAGUGCAGUCGUUUGGCUGAAAUAAAGAGGUGUAGGGGCAGCGUGGUGGUGCAGCUGGCAGUGUUGUACCCUCGCAGCCUCAGAGUCCGAGUCUGAGUCAGUGGGGUAAAGACACGCCUGUCGCUGCUCACUGGCCACUUCUAAGUGUCGGAGUGCACGGUGACUCCUACACAAAGAUUCCUGCCUUGUAACCACUACUGCUGGUUAGGCUCCUGUUCCUCACAACCCAUACCAAACUAGGACCUCAAGAGAAUUUGGGGAUAAAGGUAAUGGCUGCCUUUAAUAGGCUAAAAGGACGUAGUCUGUUCAGGC
Messenger RNA from Erpetoichthys calabaricus (reedfish), 2258 nucleotides. RefSeq names its product dynein axonemal assembly factor 1-like. Gene Ontology annotation, molecular function: protein binding; dynein complex binding. NCBI's taxonomy places the organism in Eukaryota, Metazoa, Chordata, Cladistia, Polypteriformes, Polypteridae. The transcript has 11 exons. The record is from RefSeq and is a predicted model, not a curated record. Gene Ontology annotation, biological process: cilium assembly. Bases 8 to 1792 code for a protein of 594 amino acids. Gene Ontology annotation, cellular component: axoneme.